UCCCGCGCCUGUCCUUCCCUCCGCGCUCAGCUUUUGCUUAGCGCCAGACCCGGCCCCGCCGCUCGGCUGCUUCUCCGCCGCAGGUCCCCACUUUAGAGGUCCCAGCCUCCGGGCCGGGGCCGCCACCGCCGCGGCAGGACGGGGAGGCGAGCCAUGGCGUCCUGCGUGGGAAGCAGGACCCUGAGCAAAGAUGAUGUGAACUACAAGAUGCAUUUCCGCAUGAUCAACGAGCAGCAAGUGGAGGACAUUACCAUUGAGUUCUUCUACCGGCCGCACACCAUCACCCUGCUCAGCUUCACCAUCGUCAGCCUCAUGUACUUCGCCUUUACCAGGGAUGAUUCUGGUCCAGAAGACAACAUCUGGAAGGGCAUCCUCUCUGUUAUUUUCUUCUUUCUUAUCAUCAGUGUACUAGCUUUUCCCAAUGGUCCAUUUACUCGACCUCAUCCAGCUUUAUGGAGAAUGGUUUUUGGACUCAGUGUGCUCUACUUCCUGUUCCUGGUCUUCCUCCUCUUCCUGAAUUUUGAGCAGGUGAAAUCCAUAAUGUAUUGGCUAGAUCCAAACCUUCGUUAUGCCACCAGGGAAGCAGAUAUCAUGGAGUAUGCUGUGAACUGUCAUGUCAUCACCUGGGAAAGGAUUAUCAGCCAUUUUGAUAUCUUUGCAUUUGGGCAUUUCUGGGGCUGGGCCAUGAAGGCCUUGCUGAUUCGUAGUUAUGGUCUCUGCUGGACAAUCAGUAUUACCUGGGAGCUAACUGAGCUUUUCUUCAUGCAUCUUCUGCCAAAUUUUGCUGAGUGCUGGUGGGAUCAAGUCAUUCUGGACAUCCUGUUGUGCAAUGGCGGUGGCAUCUGGCUGGGCAUGGUGGUUUGCCAGUUCUUAGAGAUGCGGACUUACCACUGGGCGAGCUUCAAGGACAUUCAUACCACCACUGGGAAAAUCAAAAGAGCCGUGCUGCAGUUCACCCCUGCUAGCUGGACCUAUGUUCGCUGGUUUGACCCCAAAUCUUCCUUCCAGAGAGUGGCUGGGAUAUACCUUUUCAUGAUCAUCUGGCAGCUUACUGAGUUGAAUACCUUCUUCUUGAAACAUAUCUUUGUGUUCCAAGCAAGUCAUCCGCUAAGUUGGUGCAGAAUUCUCUUUAUUGGUGGCAUCACCGCUCCCACAGUGAGACAGUACUACGCCUACCUCACGGACACGCAGUGCAAGCGCGUGGGGACCCAGUGCUGGGUGUUCGGGGUCAUUGGUUUCCUGGAAGCUAUUGUUUGCAUAAAAUUUGGGCAAGAUCUCUUCUCCAAGACCCAAAUACUUUAUGUUGUACUUUGGCUUCUUUGUGUGGCUUUUACGACUUUCCUGUGUUUGUACGGCAUGGUGUGGUACGCAGAACACUAUGGUCAUCGAGAGAAGACCUAUUCAGAGUGUGAAGACGGUACCUACAGCCCAGAUAUCUCCUGGCCGCAUGGCAAGGCCUCAAAAGGUUCUGAAGACAGCCCACCCAAGCAUUCAGGCAACAAUGAAAGCCAUUCUUCCAGAAGAAGGAACCGACAUUCCAAAUCGAAAGUCACCAACGGCGUUGGAAAGAAAUGAAAGACCUUGGUUAAUCAGAGAUGUUCCAGAGAGUGCCUAGAACUGAGAAGGAAACGGAACUUGCUUGGACCUCCCUGUCAGGAGGUCCAAACACACAGAGCAAACCGGAAGACGAGAGGGGACUUUUGGGGGGGUCAUUAUUUGAAAGUGUUAGGUCUUGUUUCCCACAGACCUGGCCACACUGGGCAGAUCACAGCCCGGCGUCCUGUGCCAGUUUGGGGUCUCUUCCAGCUUCAGCACCUGGCAUGCGGUCACCGGUAACAGUGGGGUGUGUUUGACGGGAAAGGUCGCUGUUCACUCACAGUUGCGCUUGGGUGUAUUGCGGAUGCGGUUUCAACGUCUUCAUUCAGACAAGGCAUCAACUGUACCGUUAAUGGACUCACUACUGGUUUUUGUUUUUGUGAAUCUGCCUUUUCAUUUGAGCGAUUUAUUUAAGGUCAGGCCACGUUUCUGCCUUUGUUGUUGUUACUUGUUUUUAAGUUAGGAUGCUUACAAGCCUGCAGAAGCCACUGAUG
Orycteropus afer afer is the source of this 2090-nucleotide messenger RNA. RefSeq names its product phosphatidylserine synthase 1 (gene PTDSS1). The record is from RefSeq and is a predicted model, not a curated record. NCBI's taxonomy places the organism in Eukaryota, Metazoa, Chordata, Mammalia, Tubulidentata, Orycteropodidae. Gene Ontology annotation, molecular function: L-serine-phosphatidylethanolamine phosphatidyltransferase activity. Gene Ontology annotation, biological process: phosphatidylserine biosynthetic process.